AGAGUAAGAGGAGAGAGAAAAAACCGUUCUCACUUUUAAUUUUUCUUCUUUGGCUUUGUUCAUCGCCAUCAUUAACAACAAAGGUAACACACCCAUCUGUUCAAAUUUGAUUUUCUCUUCAAAUUUCAACUACCCAAUACCUAGCUACUAGUGCAAGACACAGAGAGAGAGAGUCUAACUACAUACCCACUAGGGAGAGUCUCUUUCUUUGCUUCUCUUUGACAUCGGAUCUUGUUCUUUCCCUAGAAUUCAUUGAAAUCUGAUAUGGGUAUUCCUCAAAUCACUGAGAAUAUCAAGAAUAUUGUCACCCCUCUUUAUUAAAUUUGAGCUUUUGAUCUGGUUUUUCUGAUCUGUCUUCCUCUGUUUCAAUAGCUUUUUGUGUUAGCAUGAGUGUAAUGUGAUCGAAAUUGUACCAUUUUCUCCAAUUCUGUGAUCAGAUUUGAACUUCACUUGGCGUCUCUGAUCUGAUUUUUGUUUGUUAAAUUGUAAUUCUGAUCAAUGGAGAAAGAUCAAGAACUGAAGCAUGUGUGCAAGUUCUGCAACAAGAGCUUCCCCUGUGGCAGAUCCUUGGGAGGUCACAUGAGGUCUCAUGUCAUCAAUUCAGCUGAAACUGAUGAUGGAAAGCUCAACAAAAAGAAGCUCUCAUCUGUCAAAGAUGAUGGAAAUUAUGCGAACGGCGAUUCGGGUUUCGAAGGAGGUACUAAUACUGGCUAUGGCCUGAGAGAGAACCCCAAGAAGACAUGUAGAUUUGCAGAUUCAAGUGAAGAUACUUUGCUUCAGGACAAGUUCUGCAAAGAAUGUGGUAAAGGUUUCCAAUCUUGGAAGGCCUUGUUUGGCCACAUGAAGUGUCACUCUCAGAGAGUUUCAAACAGUACUACUGUGGAGGAAGAUUCAUGGAGCAGCGGUAAUCAGAAGCUGGUCAUGGACAGCCAAUCGGACACCGAAGCCGCGGCGCUGAAUCGGAAGAAGAGAUCGUCAAGAAGAGUGACCACAAGGUACACAGCCACCACAACUUCUUCCUCUUUCUCUAUUGCUAAUAAUGCUUCCUCGUCUGUUACUGAGAUUGAGCAAGAACAAGAAGAGGUUGCUAUGUGUUUGAUGAUGUUGUCUAGAGAUGUGAGUCAUUGGACUGGUUUCAAUUCUGUUGCUGAAUCUUCUGAUAACACUUCUGAAUUCUUAGAUGUCACUAAUAUUGAUGAGGUUGUGAAGUUCAAGAAGCUAAGAAAUGGGAAGUUAGAGUCCACUGUUUUGGAUUCUGAUCAUUCACAAUUUGAUGUGAAACAAUCAGAGUUUGGUGCUAAGAUGAACAAAUCAGAAGUUUUAGUUAAUGGGUUUUUGCCAAUUGAAAAUCUUGAAGUUGAAUUGGGGAAGAAUUUGAUCAAUGAAACUAGAGUUGACCAAGCUGAAUUGGGUUCUAAGAAGUGUAAUUCAAGCAAGAGAAAGCGUCGCGAUUUGGUUGAUCCUGAAAUGGAUGGACACACCUCAAAGAAGAGCAGAUUUGAGUGUACUACUUGUAACAAGAGCUUCCAUUCUUACCAAGCUCUUGGAGGUCACAGAGCUAGCCACAAAAAGAACAAAGAGUGCUCUGUUUCAAAGAUUGAUAACACUAAGCUCAUCAAAUCAAUCAACAAUGAGAGCUUCAUUGAUCAUGAAAUGGUUGGUGACAAUGCUGAGAAGGCAGAGACAGUUUAUGGGCCAAAGAAGAGUAAGGGACAUGAGUGCCCAAUUUGCUUCAAAGUGUUCUCAUCGGGCCAAGCUCUGGGUGGUCACAAGAGAUCACAUGUAGUUGUUGGUGGCUCUGAGGCCAGAAGCAACCACAGCAUUGUCACCCAGAAGCCAAUUCAAGAAAUCCGAGACCUUCUUGAUCUCAAUUUGCCUGCUCCUGUUGAACAAGAUAGCAAUGGCCAUGUUGGGUUCAACCCAUGGUGGAUUCAAAGCAACCACAAGCACGAUUCGCUCGUUAGUCUGCUCACUAACUGAUUCAAGUCCUAGCCUUGCACACUCUCAGUGCUCACAGUUUUCGAAAGACGUUUACACGGUCAUAAGACAUUCACAUUUAUACACUUAUAAGUGCCAACAAUCUUUCUCCCAGUGGGACGACACAAUUGGUUUCAAUCAAAAUGAUUCAAGAGUGUACAGAUUCAUUAAUUCUUUACAAAUUUGAAGCGAUUCGUUGAGUUACCAACUGUUACAAUUAUACAUUCUGUGAGAAACUAGGAAUAGCUUUUCUUGACAUUGAAGAGAGAAAUGAAUGAGGUGUUGAAAUUGAGAAUGUUAUGUGAAGUCAUUAGGAAAUAAAAGCAAUUUUAUAAUGGACACACAAAGAUGUGGCAUGUGAGGUUAGGGUGGUUGUUAAGUCAUCUACCAUAAAACAUGACAACCCAUCUCACUCACCUUUUUUUCUUCUUGAGCUCAACUGUAUUACUGGUGUUAGUGUAUUUCUAUCUAUAAUACAAAGAUUAUAAUGAGAGAGAGAGAGAGA
Messenger RNA from Cornus florida, 2482 nucleotides. RefSeq names its product zinc finger protein ZAT4-like. The record is from RefSeq and is a predicted model, not a curated record. The coding region runs from base 499 to 1980 and encodes 493 amino acids. Lineage: Eukaryota; Viridiplantae; Streptophyta; Magnoliopsida; Cornales; Cornaceae. The transcript has 2 exons.